AUGUUCGGCCGGAGUCGGGGGCGGCCCGGGGCCUCGCGGGGGCUGGGGCGGCUCCUCCCGCUGCUGCUGCUGCUCGGAGGCGCCGCGGGCCGGAUCCACCGCCUGGUGCUGACGGGCGAGAAGAGGGCUGAUAUCCAUUUGAACACCUUCGGCUUCUACGCGAAUGGCUCCCUGGAGGUGAAUGUGAGCCGGCUGCAUCUCAGCCUUGGCAGUGCCAAGCAGGACAAGCCUUGGGUUGGCUUCAGCUUGUCCAGGACGAGGAUUCGCGAGGCCCUCUCCUACCCAUUUUCCUCUCUGCAGGGAAAGGAAUCUCAUAACUGCACCUUGGAACAAACCGGAACGGAGUCACGAAUCCUCUUCCUCGUUGAUGUCAAACAGAAAAAGGUCCAAGUGCGGCAGCUCGGCGAGCAGAAGAAGCUGCAGAUUUAUUCCGGUCUGCUCCCUGAGGUGCAGAAUGGGGGCUCGGAUAGCAAGGACCAGGCUGCUGCCAAUAAAGGCACAGAAGGACAGCAGAAAGCGCCUGGUAAAGUGCCUGACGCGGAUGACUCCCAGAAGAAGACAGCGGCCGAAGGCAAGCAGCAGGAUUCCAGCCAUGGAGGGGAAAAUCUCUUCCUAGAUCUCGACAGCGUGAAUGACUCCUACAACUUCAGCUUCCACGUAGUGAUCGGCUCGGAGGCGGAAGGGCUGUACAACCUCAACUUUCACAACUGCCAUAACAGAGCCCCGGCAAACCAGAUGCCGUACGACAUCACCGUGAUGAUCCGAGAGAAGAACCCGGACGGGUACCUGUCGGCUGCCGAGAUCCCCCUCAUCAAACUCUAUCUGGUCAUGUCCGCCUGCUUCCUGGCCGCGGCCACUGUGUGGGUCUACUUCCUCUGCCAGCACAAGUUCAGCGUGUUCAAAAUCCACUGGCUCAUGGCUGCCUUAGCAUAUACCAAGGCCCUUUCCCUUCUCUUUCACAGUAUCAACUACUAUUUCAUUAACACCGAGGGUCACCCGAUCGAGAGCUUAGCCGUCAUGUACUUCGUGACCCACCUGCUGAAGGGCGCCCUGCUCUUCAUCACCAUCGCGCUGAUCGGGACAGGCUGGGCCUUCAUCAAGUACAUCCUGUCGGACAAAGAGAAGAAGCUCUUCGUGAUUGUCAUCCCCCUGCAGGUGCUGGCAAACAUCGCUUACAUUAUCAUCGAGUCCUCGGAGGAGGGCAGCAGUGACUAUGCCUCCUGGAAGCAGAUCCUCUUCCUGGUGGACCUGCUCUGCUGUGGGGCCAUCCUCUUCCCUGUGGUGUGGUCCAUCCGCCACCUUCAGGAGGCCUCCAGCACAGAUGGCAAAGCUGCCACAAACCUGGCGAAACUGAAGCUUUUCAGACAUUAUUACGUCAUGGUGGUGUGUUACAUUUACUUCUCCCGUGUCAUUGCCAUCCUGCUCAAAUUCACUGUCCCCUUCCAGUGGCAGUGGCUCUACGAGCUCCUGGUUGAAGUAUCCACCUUGGUUUUCUUCAUCCUAACGGGAUACAAGUUCCGCCCGGCUUCAAACAACCCUUAUCUACAGCUGCCCCAAGAGGAUGAGGAGGAGGAUGAGGAGGAACUGCAGAUGAAUCAGGUGGUCACAGAAGCCGGCAUCCAUGAGGGUCUCUCCAAGCUGAAGAAGAGCAGGGCCGCCCGCGAGGCGGUGUGAGGCCUAUCCACCCAGACUGUUGCUAGCGCUCGGGCCGUGGGGAGGCCGCCGGGUCCAAGCCUGCGGCCUGGCUGAAGAUUCCCAAGCAGGACAGAGAAAUCUGGGGUUUUGUGUUGAAUUCCUGCCUCUCUGCUCCCCUGCCCCACCUUGUGGCAGUGCUAAGAACUGCAUGUCCCUGUGCAGUUCCAGCAGCUGUUCCCAGAACCAGGUCUGUUCUCCGGACUGCAGGAAGUUCAGACGAACUCUGGAUGGCUGAGGGCUGCUGUCUCUUGUACAGGGCGGGGGGUGGGGACUUUGGCCCUUCUCCUUCAAGAGUGGUUUCCAGACCCAAUUCAUGCAUUCCUGCUGUUGGCUUAGAUGCAUCCUCCACCAGCAGCCCCCACCCUCAUCGGCUCUCCUACCCCCUUCUCCUUCACUCCAUUGACUAGCUGGGGCCAACCAGCCUGCCUAGCAAAGGUGGAGCUAGCAUUAAAUGCCAACAUCUGGCUGGGGUCAAAGAGGUCCUGUACCAGUGGGGUGAGUUGAUAGAUCAUUCCCAGGCAGAGGAGAAAUGUCACAAUCUUCAACUGAGACUAAGCUCACCAGCCCGAGGGUUGCUGGUGGUGCUGAGCAACAGGCCAGGAUCUAGACAACAUCUGAGCAGUGAUGCUUGGCUCACCCUCAUCUGGAUGUCGGUGGCCCCCCUGUAGCUGUGGGCCAUGGUUUUCACUCUAGCAGUAGUGGUGCCUCCUUCCUGGGAAAAGCAGUUUUUCAGGGGCAUGCUGCCCCUGGCUUCUUGCUAGACCCUGUCGGGUGGUGGGUUCAGGUGUUAUUGUAGCACCAACUGGGACCUCAGGGCUUGUGUCUUGGUUGCCGAUCUCCCCAGGAGCUGGCUUCGUUCCUGCUCAGAGCCCAGCGCUAGAUCCUGCAGGCUCGGCUCCUGCCCUUGGUUACCUGCGCAGCUCUGUGGAAACUGGGGCUCAGAGCUGGGGCUAAUGGAGGAGAGAACCCGGCUUAAUUUAGCUCCCUGUGAGCUGGGGCAACCACCCUGCUCCUCCAGUGGAACAAGCCUCUUUAACCCUAGACAUAGGGUAGGUGGGACCCGCUGUAUCCCUGCUGCGAUGGGCUCAGCACCCCUGGAACAGCAGGGCCAGUCUAAAGGCAGGGGCAGGCGCUAACCGUGCGAGGCCAGGAAUGAUUUUGGGACCAGGCCCCCGCUUGUGACACUAGCGGAGUUCAGGCUGGGGUAGAAUAGCCAGUGUCCCGAUCUUAAAUGCAUUUAUACAACCUGCCCAGUGGCUGCAAUGUGGGGGAGGGACCUCCCCACAAGGGAGAUCUUACUUCCGGGAUGGGGGUGGGUGACACUACCCUCUUUCUGGCUGCCUGUUACUCUACCAAAUAACUCUGCUCUGGGUUGUGAUGCCCCUAUAAGUGGGGGCUCAACCCCCAACACCUCACCCCACACACACACAUGCACCUUUGAUUUAAAUUCCUCAUUACUGGGAACAGUGGGCCUCAGUGGAUCCCCCAUUGUCUCAGCAGGGUCGGGUCAACAUGCCCACAGUGAAAGGAGUUCCUUGGCUUCGUUGUAACUUGCUACACUGCCUGGCGUGGGAGGUCUCCAGCUUUGACUUAGGGGGGUGGGUGGGCUCUGUGCAUUCCAUGCUCGUGUAUAAAUGGCCCUUUCCGUA
This is a messenger RNA of Gopherus evgoodei (Goodes thornscrub tortoise), 3344 nucleotides long. It is a transcript of the gene GPR108, whose product is annotated as G protein-coupled receptor 108. Gene Ontology annotation, cellular component: Golgi apparatus; membrane. Bases 1 to 1674 code for a protein of 557 amino acids. The record is from RefSeq and is a predicted model, not a curated record. The transcript has 18 exons. Gene Ontology annotation, biological process: transport. Lineage: Eukaryota; Metazoa; Chordata; Testudines; Testudinidae.